Molecule: messenger RNA, 2388 nt
Organism: Penicillium oxalicum
Lineage: Eukaryota; Fungi; Ascomycota; Eurotiomycetes; Eurotiales; Aspergillaceae
Gene: abaA
Product: transcription factor AbaA
Exons: 3
Coding region: 1-2388 (795 amino acids)
Biological process (GO): regulation of transcription by RNA polymerase II
Cellular component (GO): transcription regulator complex
Molecular function (GO): RNA polymerase II cis-regulatory region sequence-specific DNA binding; DNA-binding transcription factor activity, RNA polymerase II-specific
Source: RefSeq, a predicted model, not a curated record
AUGGCUGCCAACUGGCAACCCGAGUGCCUUGUGCCUCAGCAUCAGCCGUCCCUGGAGACAGUGAGUGGCCAUUCAGAGCGGGCCCUCCAGAACACGUCUGGAAAUGUUCAGUCAUAUUCAGACAGCCUCGUCCAUGGUCAUACGAGUCGAGAUGAUCGUCUGCAGCACUUGGCCUACAAGUACCCUCAGCAUUCGAUUGCUGCUCACCCUUCCACGGGCCUGAAUCAACAGGCUGUGGCCGCUCGACUGCAUGCCAGGAAGUUGCGUCGACUCAAUUCAGUUGGGCCAAACAUGGCACCUCGACGGGGACGCAGUUACCUGAAGUCUCAGAAGUAUUUGGAGUACCGUGCUCGACCUCGACGUGACACUGGUAAAGAUGGUGAGCCCGUUUGGUCUGACGAGUUGGAGGAUGCUUUCCAGCAAGCGCUGGAAGCCAAUCCCCCAAUGGGCCGGAGAAAAUGGUCCGAGCGUGGAAAGUCUUAUGGACGAAACGAGCUCAUUGCCGAGUACAUCUUCAAGUUGACCGGCAAGCGACGAACCAGAAAGCAGGUUUCCAGUCAUCUUCAAGUGCUCGACUCCUUCCUCAAGGGUGACCCCGAUUGGGAACGCCUUGUCCGUGAACAGUCCACUGAGCGCUCCAGCGCGCAUAUGUCGGCAGUAGGCCCCAAAUGGCGUGCGUCCAUCGAUCACCAGCCGGCUGUAAGCCAAUAUGGUGCGCACGGCCAUUCUCAAUAUCAUUCUCAUCACAUGAGAGCGAUGCAGCCUUACGGUGACCUUCCGCCACCACACUACCCUCUGCCAUCCAACAUGCAGGAUGUUAGCACCAAGAACAUCCAUGGCUUCGGCUUUGACAUGUGGGUCAGUGCACCUCAGCAAGCGAAUCGUAUUGACAAGGCUCUGCAUACAUACACUCGCCUCCAAGGCGAUCUGCAUCACCCCAAUGCUCCUCCCAUGCCCCUUGAGAACGUCAGUGGAUGGCGCUCCUCAUUUCCCCACCUGGCCUGUGUCAUGGAUCAGCUCGAUGGUCCUCUGGACUGUGACAUUAUCAUGCUUGAGGUGAACUUGGAGCUUAUGACAGACUUUCCACCCUCCGGCUCGAAGCUGGGCAUCCAACUUGAAUUGGACUUUGGCCACCCCACUGCCGGCGAUGUGCUCAUGGUCAAUCAGAUGGAAGGUUGGACCUGUGAUACUCGCCUCUAUGAAGAUGGUCGAGAGCUCCGGGAAAGCUGUCAGCCCUUCUCGCAGCCUCAGUCAACCAAAGUGAAGCCCUUGUUUGAGUCUUCGUGGUGGGCCAAAGUAUUCACAGAGUUGACGCAAGAUAAGCGUAUUGCCGAGGACUCUGCAAACCCCGAGAAUAUUCAGUCCACUGACGAGCGCACUCGUCGCUUCUUGCGUUCCCUGUCCGCAGUUCAAGAAAUUCGGGCGGUACCACCAAGCUCCCGCCGUCUUGCCAAUCAAUACCAGGGCGAUGGCCAUGAGAGCGAGCGUAUGGCCAUUCUGGUCUGGAAAUUCCGUCAGACUCGACCUGGGGAAGUCGGGACCACUACUUGGCGCCGCUUGAUUCCCCAUCCUGAACGAACUUCAACCAACAGUCCCCACCCGAACUCUGGGGUGGAUCUUCCUCCUUUGUCCUUGGACUCCAUCUUGCUCAACAAGCCCUCGCAAAGUGUUUACCAGACGCCGCAAGCCCACGAUCUUCUUCAUCACCACAGUCAGACACAAUCGCAAUGGCCCAUGUACGCCUCCUCUCACGAUAAUGUGGCCAACAUGUUCAGCACAUCUAGCCACCUCGACUACCUGUCGUCGAUCACCAAACCUGAGCACACCCUGGGCGAGAAGACAGCGGUGACCUCCGUGCUCGACUCCUUCCCUGUCACCCUGGCCCCCGAAACAUCUCAGGCGUCGAUCCUGAAUGUCUCUAGUGGCGGGCCCUUGAUGAUGAACAUGCACGAUAUGCCGCUCUCUCACGCAGGCCUUCCCUACAGUAUGGGCCACGAUGGCGGCCACUAUGUAUCAACCCAGUCGCAUGGGGUCAAUCUGCACGACAGUCACAGCGUCCUGAACGGGUUCUUUCCUAGUAACACACAGUGUCUGGAUGACAUGAGCAAUGGCCAGACUUCUUGGGGUGCACACUCCAGCUCCCUCGCCGGCGAUGUCGGCGAGAACAACUACCACCAUCAAGCCCACCACAUUCCAUACCAAAAUGAGCACCACGCCUCUGUUCCACGCGAGUCGCAACAGCCACAUCACUUCGAUGGUCUCUUACCCCCGGACGAUAUCAUGGACAAGCUCGUUGGGCGCAUGCCCAACAAUCACAGCAUGCAUGGGGCAGGCCCUGAGCAUGGGAAUACUACAUAUGCCGAGAGCGGUAGUGCGGAGGGGGUCUAA